Daldinia childiae is the source of this 678-nucleotide messenger RNA. RefSeq names its product putative tetraspanin protein. NCBI's taxonomy places the organism in Eukaryota, Fungi, Ascomycota, Sordariomycetes, Xylariales, Hypoxylaceae. The transcript has 2 exons. The record is from RefSeq and is a predicted model, not a curated record. The coding region runs from base 1 to 678 and encodes 225 amino acids.
AUGGUGAACAAGGUGCUUGCGACCUUCGUGACCAUGGACAUAUUGUUCGUGGCCAUGGGGGCUAUUAUGUUGGGGUUCUCUGUCAUCGUACAGCAAACGUGCUUCGAUACGCCAACGGAAGGAAACGAUGCAGCUCGAGACUUACUAUACCAAAGAUUUCCUUUUACAGCUGGGAUCGUCAACGCUAUCUUCAUUUUUGUUACCUUCUUAGUUACGCUCCCAGCGUUAGCAACGAAUAGCAGGGGUUGGUUGAAGGUGGCUGUCUACAUGAUUGUGGUUGAUGCUAUUUUCACCAUGUCUAUCGGCGUAGACUUAUGGAUUCUCACCCUGAAGAUGAAAGAAGCAUUCCUCGAGAUUUGGCUCUCGCAACCACCUCAAGUACAAGGCCUCAUGCAGACAGCUUUCUCUUGCUGCGGCUUCAACAACAGUUCUUCCCCUGCUUUCAUUACCGAUGCGACUUGUCCCAGUCCCGCCGCCGCCGCCCUAAUGCGAGGAUGUGCUGCCCCUUUAAACUCAUUCGGAAACACAUUCGUGGACAACAUCUUCACAGCUAUGUUUGGUAUGGUCGGCAUUGACGUCGUCCUGAUUAUGUCUAUCGCCUGUUUAUUGAAGGACCGGAAGGAGCGUGAACGGUACCGCGAUAUCGAUGAGAAGAGUGGUGCCCGAGGCACUUUCUAA